UCAUGAAGCCGCGGAUGAAGAUGCUCGUGUCAUGCACCGCUCCAGCACGUAGGCCGUCUUUAGGGCCUCCGCCACGUCAGGAAUGUCGAAGGCCAAGAGGUCAUGAAGACCUUCCUCAUGCAUGGCCCGCUCGACGCGCUGCUGCAGGACGGCCGGCAGCUUGACGCCCUUUGGGAUCUCUGUGGGCGGCUGCUUGUCGAUCUGUGUUUGGAAUGCCGGCCGCUUGGUGGGGUCAUCGAGCAUGUGAGAGGCCUUGUUGAGUGAGAGGGCCCACAGAGAGGGAACAGAGCCGGACGCCAUGAGUGAGUGAGAUGUCUGCACAACGAACGACACAGAGUGGAAUGCAGACGAUGUGUGAAUGCGCCUCGUUUGUCUCCUUACAUGUGCUGGUAACGGCCGUGCAGGGCUGUCUACGGGAAGCGAUACAGGUGACAU
Molecule: messenger RNA, 435 nt
Organism: Vitrella brassicaformis
Lineage: Eukaryota; Vitrellaceae
Source: the annotation of a GenBank genome assembly